AAUGAUUCCCACUAGAGUGACGGCGCGAACUCCAGUGAUCAGAUUAUUAAAGUCAUGUAAUUUUGGUCAAAGACGAAAUACACUUUCUCAAAGACUUAUAUCAACCACUGUUGCUGCAAAUCGAAGUUCAUCGAAUUUCGACAGCAAAGACAUUAAUGAAAUAAUCAAGCCAGUACCAAUUAAACCGUUCGAAAACCGAUACGAAAACGUAGGAGAAGAAUUGUGUGGAACUUUAGAAAAGUCUGAACUGAUUAAACUGCUUAAUAAAUUUUAUAGGCGACCAAAUUUGAAAACUCUAGCAAAAGAGCAAGGACUAGACUCUAAUUUAUUGCAUCAAGCUUACGUUUCUUUCAGAAGAUAUUGCGUAGAAAGUUCUUCUCUACCAGUUGAUCUUCAUAUUGUUCUCAGUGACAUCCUUCAAGGUUCUGGUCAUGUUGACGAUAUCUUUCCUUAUUUCUUACGACAUGCUAAAACCAUGUUUCCUCAUAUCGAUUGCCUAGAAGACUUAAGAAAAAUUUCAGAUCUUCGUACUCCUGCAAGUUGGUAUCCAGAUGCUAGACGAUUGCAAAGAAAAAUAAUCUACCACUCAGGACCUACAAACAGCGGGAAAACUUAUCACGCCCUCGAGAAAUUUUUAUCUGCAAAAACAGGUAUCUAUUGUGGACCCCUUCGUUUACUGGCUGCAGAGGUAUUUGAAAAAGCUAAUCAAGCUGGGACACCUUGCGACUUAAUAACCGGAGAAGAGCGUCGUUUGGUUAAUCCCGAUGGUCUUUCUUCCAAUCAUGUAGCAUGUACGGUUGAAAUGUCUAGCACAUCAACGAGUUACGAAGUAGGAGUUAUCGAUGAAAUUCAAAUGAUGAGAGAUUCUUGCAGAGGUUGGGCUUGGACAAGGGCACUAUUAGGCCUCUGUACCGAAGAAUUGCAUAUUUGUGGAGAAGGUUCAGCCAUUGACCUAGUUGAAAGAUUAGCUCUGGAGACAGGUGAUGAACUGGAGGUUCGAAAAUAUAAAAGGCUUACAAGCCUAACAGUUUUAAACAAAGCUGUUGAAAAUUUCGAUAACGUGAGAGACGGUGAUUGCAUCGUUUGUUUCUCAAAAGCCGAUAUUUACCAUGCAAGUAGACAAUUAGAAAAACGAGGACGAUCCUGUGCAGUAAUAUAUGGAACGCUACCUCCUAGAGCCAAACUGGCUCAAGCUGCUAUGUUUAAUGAUCCAGCUGAUAAGACAAAAGUAAUGGUAGCCACAGACGCAGUGGGAAUGGGUUUAAACUUGAAUAUAAAAAGAGUUGUGUUUUAUUCUCUUAUGAAACCAAUUAUAAAUGAAAAAGGAGAAAAAGAAAUGGAUAUUAUUCCUCCUCAUACUGCUUUACAAAUCGCAGGAAGAGCCGGAAGAUUUAAUACAACUUGGCCAGAUGGAGAAGUAACAACCUUCAAAGGGUCUGACCUGCACUUACUCAGGAAAUUAUUAAAAACAACUGUCGAACCAGUCGAAUUGGCAGGUCUUCAUCCAACUGCUGAGCAGAUAGAACUAUUUGCUUAUCAUUUACCAAAAGCUACGCUAACAAAUCUUAUAGAUAUUUUUAUGACUCUUUCAACAGUAGAUAAUCGUAAUUAUUUUCUCUGCAACUUGGAGGAUUUUAAAUUUCUCGCCAAUAUGAUUGAACAUGUUCCGUUGGCAUUGAAGACAAGAUAUGCCUUGUGUUGUGCUCCUAUAAACCGAAAACAGCCAUUUGUUUGUACAAUGUUUCUAAAAUUAGCCAGACAGAUUUCCAGGGGCGAACCUUUAACUCAUGAUUGGGUGUGGAGGCAGUUGGGCUGGCCUCUCCAAAUGCCUACAAACGUGACCGAUUUAAUGCAUUUGGAAGCCGUUCACGACGUCCUGGAUUUAUAUUUAUGGUUAACCUAUCGUUUUAUAGAUCUAUUUCCCGAUGCCGAUCAUAUUAGAGAUAUGCAAAAUGAACUUGACGAUGUCAUACAAACUGGAGUAAAAAACUUAACACAGUUAUUAAAGAAUGCGGAAACGAGUUCAUCAUUCAACAAAAACAUUUUGGAAGACGAAGACUUUGACGUUACAAGUAAAAAAAUGAGACGAAAGAGAUUACAGUCGAUAAUGACAGAUCAAGAAGAUGUUAAAAAUUCAUUAACUGAUGCUUUUUCAAGAGCAUCUUCAAAUAGAAUGAACGAUCCAAGAUUAGUAAAUUUCAGUAAAGGACCUCCAUCUGUUAAGUUGAACGAAGGUCAAUCGAUGGCCGAUAUUCUUGUCGAAAGAGGGGUUCUCAGCAGAGACAUGUUAUCUAAGCUUAAAGAUGAAAUUCUGGAAGAAAAAGAUCAUAGAGGAAGAAAAGGAAGAUGGCGGAGGAAAUAA
Molecule: messenger RNA, 2362 nt
Organism: Dimorphilus gyrociliatus
Lineage: Eukaryota; Metazoa; Annelida; Polychaeta; Dinophilidae
Source: the annotation of a GenBank genome assembly